Molecule: messenger RNA, 558 nt
Organism: Pollicipes pollicipes
Lineage: Eukaryota; Metazoa; Arthropoda; Thecostraca; Pollicipedomorpha; Pollicipedidae
Product: homeobox protein PKNOX2
Exons: 4
Coding region: 1-558 (185 amino acids)
Source: RefSeq, a predicted model, not a curated record
AUGGUGAUGGCGUCACUGCGCCCGAUGCAGGGGCGGGGCAUGCGGCCGGGCUUCCCAGAGCCUGACGGAGGCUCCGCACCCCCCGGAGAGCCGACCGACGAGAGGGACGAGACGCAUGAGCGCGCCCAGCUCGAGGCCGACAAACGAGCCGUCUACGAGCACCCACUGUUCCCACUGCUGGCCCUGCUACUGGAGAAGUGUGAGCUGGCCACCCAGACACCGACCACCGUCGCGGCCGACACCCUCUCGGCCGACGUGCAAGCCUUCGUCCAGCUACAACAGCGCGAUCGCCGGCCGCUCGCCGCCGGCCGACCCGAGGUCGACGAACUGAUGAUCAAGGCGAUCCAGGUGCUGCGAGUGCACCUGCUGGAACUGGAGAAGGUGCAGGACCUGUGCAAGGACUUCUGCAGCCGGUAUAUCACCUGCCUGAAGGGGAAGCUGCAGAGUGAGAACCUGCUGCGCUCCGACUACGACGACUUUCUGACGGGCUCGCCGGGCGACCACCGCAGCAUCAGCGGCGCAGUGCAACGCAUGGUCAACCACCAGGUGCUGUGCUAG